Messenger RNA from Physeter macrocephalus (sperm whale), 4104 nucleotides. RefSeq names its product rhotekin 2 (gene RTKN2). The record is from RefSeq and is a predicted model, not a curated record. Lineage: Eukaryota; Metazoa; Chordata; Mammalia; Artiodactyla; Physeteridae. Gene Ontology annotation, biological process: positive regulation of cell population proliferation; signal transduction; hemopoiesis. The transcript has 12 exons. Bases 11 to 1825 code for a protein of 604 amino acids.
GGCGCUGGUGAUGGAGGGGCAGAUCCUGAGGGGACCCGAGCUCCGCCCGGCGGGGCUUCCCGCUCAGCAGGACUGCAGCAUUCAAGAAAAAAUAGAUUUAGAAAUUCGAAUACGAGAAGGGGUAUGGAAACUUCUUUCUCUGAGCACUCAGAAAGACCAGAUUUUGCAUGCAGUUAAGAAUCUCAUGGUGUGCAAUGCUCGAAUAAUGGCUUACACAUUGGAGCUGCAGAAAUUAGAAGAGCAGAUUGCAAAUCAAACUGGAAGAUGUGAUGUGAAUUUUGAAAGUAAAGCACGAACAGCAUGUAAGGGAAAGAUUGCCAUAUCAGAUAUUCGUAUACCACUAAUGUGGAAAGACUCUGAUCACUUCAGCAAUAAAGAACGAUCACAGCACUAUGCCAUUUUUUGUUUAUUCAAAAUGGGAGCUGAAGUUUUUGAUACUGACAUGGUGAUUGUGGAUAAAACAAUCACAGAUAUAUGUUUUGAAAAUGUGACCAUAUUUAAUGAAGCAGGGCCAGACUUUCAGAUAAAGGUGGAAGUAUAUAGUUGCUGUACAGAAGACUCUUCUAUAAUCAACACACCAAAAAAAUUAGCUAAGAAACUGAAGACAUCUAUAAGCAAAGCUACAGGGAAGAAAAUAAGUUCAGUGCUUCAAGAAGAUCAUGAAAUGUGCUUGUCCUUCAGUUCUGCUAUUUAUGGUGCAAAGUACAGUUUGCUAGCUCAUACUACGCUGAGCUUGGAAAGUGCUGAGAAUAGCUUCAAGACCCAUAAUCUGUCUAUUAAUGGGGAUGAAGAGUCUUCAUUUUGGCUUCCCUUAUAUGGUAACAUGUGCUGCCGAUUAGUCGCCCAACCAGCUUGUAUGGCUGAGGAUGCGUUUGCAGGAUUUCUUAAUCAGCAGCAAAUGGUAGAAGGUCUGAUUAGUUGGAGAAGGUUGUAUUGUGUUUUAAGAGCGGGUAAACUCUAUUGUUUUUACACUCCAGAAGAAAUCGAAGGUAAAGUGGAACCAGCUUUGGUAGUGUCCAUUAACAAGGAAACCAGAAUUCGGGCAAUGGUUAAGGAUAAAAAGAAAAAAAUCCAUAAUUUCUCUGUCAUCAACCCUGUUGCUGGACAGGCUACAACUCAUAUUUUUGCAGCUGACAACAGAGAAGAUCUUCAGAAGUGGAUGGAAGCCUUCUGGCAGCAUCUCUUUGAUCUUAGCCAAUGGAAGCAUUGUUGUGAAGAACUUAUGAAAAUUGAGAGUAUGUCACCACGGAAACCACCUUUGUUCUUGACAAAAGAGGCAACCUCAGUCUACCAUGAUAUGAGCAUUGAUUCACCUAUAAAACUUGAAAGUUUAACUGAUAUAAUACAAAAAAAAAUUGAACAGACAAAUGGAGAGUUCCUUAUUGGUCAGCAUGAAGAAUCCUCACCACCUCUUUGGGCCACACUCUUUGAUGGUAAUCACCAAGUUGUCAUCAAGAAAAAGGUAUUCUCUCCUGCAAGCAAGGAGUUACAUGACGGGAAAGGGAAAAAGAGACGAGCUCCCCUUCCUCCUUCUGGUAAAGCUGCAUUCAGCUUAAAAACACAGAGCAACACAGAUCAAUUGGUUAAGGACAACUGGGAAAAAAAAAGUGUGUCUCAGACCUCGCCUUUGGAUACCAAAUUAUCAACCCUAAUACAUCACUUAGAGAAACCAAUGGCUGCUCCUCAAAAACUUCUUCCUGCCAGGAAAAAUCGUUUAACUGAUGGUGAGCACACAGACACUAAAACCAAUUUUGAAGCCAAGCCAGUGCCAGCUCCACGGCAGAAAUCUAUCAAAGACAUUUUGGACCCUAGAUCAUGGUUGUAGGCACACGUGUAGAAAACCCUUAAUGUCUAAGACAUUUAACAAAAUCUGUAACUGUGAGGCUUAAUUCAGAAGCACUGUAGAUGUAGUAAUAUGUAAUUAUGUAGGUAAAUAUGACAGUGAUUUACAUCAAUAAUUAAUAAGCUAUUAGGUGUAAAAAAUGUUUCAUAAUGAAGAAAUGGAUUUCUCUAGCAGAGUGCAGGAGGCAGUUUCUAGACAAUAUCCCAAUUGUUGGAAGGGUUAAUUUAUUCCUAAGUUAGUACCAGGCAGUGAACAAGCACUAGGCAGAAGAAAGCAUUAAAAUUUCUUUGGGGAGGGAUUGUCUAGUAAUUUAAAAUGUGUUAAAUAAGAGCCAUAUUCUCAUUGUGAGGAUUUUAAUACUAAUGGAAUGUUUCAAAAGUUUUAUUCAAACCACAAAUUAUAAAAUCCACCCAAGAAAAUUUCUUCUUAGCAUUCUGGAAUUCUCAUCUAAUGGUCCACUGGCUCUCAUCUAUUGUUUAAGUCACUAGUUAACUCAGUGACCUUUCAGAUUCCUGAGAUAAAUUUUGGAAUAUUAAAUUCUUCAUUUUUUAAGGGAAUAUGUAAUGUGCUGUUCAAAGUUGUUUCCUUGAUGAGCCCUGAAAUCCUGUUGACAUUAACUCUCAUAAAUAAAGCAAAACAUUUUUUAGUUUAAGGAACAGGUAGAUGAAAUGUACCUUACUUCCACUUUUCUAUGCAUGGUACUAAUUUCUAUUGUGACAUUGGCAUUUGGGGAAGUGAGUAGCUGAUUAACACCUUAAGAUUCAUUCAGUACUUAUUUAAAAAGCAGAUGGCUGAUUCAAAAUAUCAGAAAAGUUGGCCAUGAUAAUAAUUUUCAGAAUUAAUCCAUCUAAAAAAUUUUAAUUAGAUUUCCUUUUUCUAGUAAGGGUUCAUGUCUGCUACUGAUAUUUGUCAUUAAAAGUCAUACUCUUACAAUAAUGACAUUGGAAUCAUUUCCAUAGGAGGUAAUUUCCAUAGCAACUAAUCAUAGUGACACAAACAAGAUUAUGAAAUCAAGUGAUGAAUAAAUAGCAACAGAAUGAAUACCUCAAAGGAACAAAAAAAUCCAUUUUCUUAAUAAUUAUGCUUCUUAUAAACAACAGCUAGACAAUUUAAAAAAUCUAAUCAGAAUUUCCAAGUAAAAUAAAACAGUUUCCAUAAGGUGUCAGCAACAGCACUAAAAAUCUGAAAUCACACUGAACCCUAAACGUCAUUGCAACAAAUGAAAAUAUAAGAAUUAAAUUACUGCCCUGUGUAUAAUCUCUAGAGAUCUUUUUAAAGCUUGUAAGAACUCUAUUUGGAUCAGAACUACAUUAUUUCAAAGUAAAAUGAACACUUGACAAAAAAUAACAUUAAUUUAAAUGGAGCCUUUCAUUAUUUUUAGAUAGCAGAGUCUUUUUUCAUUUAUGUAGAAUGAUGUAACUGCCAGGUUACUUUUGUGUUUACCCAGGACUCCUAGUAAGAAUUGGGACUCAAGGGAGUAAUGAUACAAAAGGUCUCUUGUGACUGGCGACACCAGGAUAGACAUAGCAUUUGAUGAGAAGGAAAUCCUAUAUGCUUGCCUGAUAGAAUUUAGAGACAAUCAAGUGUAUGAAAACCGAAAAAGGUAGGAUUAAUUUGUUUUUUCUAACUAGAAGGCUCUCGUAAAUCUCGGUUGUGAUUGCCAAUUCAGUAAAUGACAUUAAAACUCUAACGGAUAUUAUUUUUGUUUAUUUUUUAAACCUCACUGCUGUUUUUGACAGCAUUUUGACUGUCGUUGCCACUAAAUUAUUGAGCUAGAAGAUGCUGCAGGAAAAAUUGUUUCUGAAACUGGCAUCUAAGCAUUCUUGUUUUUUUGGUUUUGUUUUUUUUUUUAGUUAAAGCCUUCCUUAGAACAAACCAGUGUUAAAACUUCCAAAUUAUAUUCUUGUCAUUUCUCCUUAUGUGUAUUAUAUCAAGAAGGAUUUAAGUUGUACAGGAAACAGAAUUUGUUCUUAGAGGAAUUACCUAGCAGUUGUGCCCUUAGUGGGCACUUUGACACAAGCCUGAAGCCCAUCUUCCUAGAAACAUUUAGGCGAAGCCUGACCAAGGACCACCUCCCCCCAAAAUUAUUUAGGCUGUUUCUGGGGUCCCAUCUUACUGUAUGUUACAAAACCUUUAAAAUCCGACUGUAGUCUUCGGCUGUACUUCUUUUGACAUGGUACUCAUUAGAUGUUAGUUCUCCCCACUCUCCACUCCCCUGGAAAGGUAUAAUAAAAAGUUAAGGAUCCUUCCCUCCUGCCCUC